AUGUGGCCAGCUUCUAGUUCUCCUAAGGCUCUCCUCAUGGUUACGUUGGAAAUAGCCAGGAACUAUAAAUCUUUAAACUUGAAUCUUAGGGUUUCUUCAGGAAGUGCAUGUCUAGUUUUCGCUUUUUUCCCCAGCUCCGUAAAAUUAUUUAGUUUAUUCCAGUCGCUGGGAGACGGCAAGCCGGAAGCGGAAAUGCUCUUCAGGACAACUUCCGGGAGGGGCGCCAUGGCUUCCAGGGAGGAGGUACUCGCCUUGCAGGCUCAAGUUGCCCAGCGCGAGGAGGAGCUGAGUUUCCUGAAGCAGAAGCUGGCGGCGGCUAUUUUGGCGGAGCAGGAGCCAGAGCGGCUGGUUUCGGUAUCACCCCUGCCGCCGAAGGCCUCCCUGUCUCGAGAUGAGAUUUUGCGCUAUAGCCGGCAGUUGGUGCUUCCUGAGCUGGGCGUGCAGGGACAGCUGCGCCUGGCCGCUGCAUCGGUGCUAGUAGUGGGCUGCGGUGGGCUCGGCUGCCCACUGGCGCAGUACCUGGCAGCGGCCGGCGUAGGCCGCCUUGGCCUUGUGGACUACGACGUAGUAGAAAUGAGCAACUUGGCCCGCCAGGUGCUGCAUGGCGAGGCACUGGCCGGGCAGGCCAAGGUCUUUUCGGCCGCCGCCUCGCUGCGCCGCCUCAAUUCGGCGGUGGAGUGCGUGCCUUAUGCAGAGGCGCUUACGCCAGCCACGGCGCUAGACUUAGUCCGCCGCUAUGACGUGGUGGCUGACUGCUCUGACAACGUGCCCACUCGCUACCUGGUUAAUGACGCAUGUGUGCUAGCCGGCCGGCCUCUCGUGUCAGCCAGCGCCCUGCGCUUUGAGGGCCAAAUCACGGUCUACCACUAUGACGGCGGGCCUUGCUACCGCUGCGUAUUCCCUCAGCCACCUCCAGCGGAGACGGUGACCAACUGCGCGGAUGGCGGGGUGCUCGGUGUCGUAACCGGGGUCCUGGGCUGCUUGCAGGCGCUGGAAGUGUUGAAGAUCGCAGCAGGCCUGGGCCCGUCUUACAGCGGCAGCCUGUUGAUCUUUGAUGCGCUCAGAGGCCAUUUUCGUUGUAUUCAGCUUCGGGGCCGCAGGCCUGACUGUGCAGCUUGUGGGGAGCGGCCCACAGUGACUGCCCUGCAGGACUACGAAGCCUUCUGUGGCUCCUCAGCCACUGAUAAGUGCCGCUCUCUGCGGUUGCUGAGCCCAGAGGAGCGAGUUUCGGUCACCGACUAUAAGCGACUUCUGGAUUCCGGCUCACCCCACCUGUUGCUGGACGUUAGGCCUCAAGUGGAGGUGGACAUCUGUCGUUUGCCUCAUGCCUUACACAUCCCUUUGAAACGUUUGGAACGGAGGGAUGCAGAGAGCCUGGAACUCUUAGGAGAAGCUAUCCGGGAAGGGAAGCAGGGCACACAGGAAGGGGCAGCUUUCCCGGUUUAUGUGAUUUGCAAACUGGGCAAUGACUCCCAGAAAGCCGUGAAGAUCCUGCAGUCCUUGACAGCAGUCCAGGAGUUAGAAUCUUACACAGUUCAAGAUAUUGUGGGGGGCCUUAUGGCCUGGGCUGCCAAAAUCGAUGGAACAUUUCCGCAGUACUGAGGUGGAUGGGAGAGUCUGACCCGAGGAAGAUGGCUGUGUUACCCAAAAGAUACAUUUAUUUGCAUUUUUUUUCCAGGAAUGUAUGGAAGAGCCUGAAUACCUCAACUCCUUUAUAUAAGGGGCUUUGUUGUCGUAAUGUAUUGGAUGCUGUCAUUUUCGGUUAUAUUACUGUUUCUGAGAUCUGUCUUGUGUUUUUAGCACUCGGAUGAGGUCUUGAACGUGUGAGUUAUAAUGUUAAGUGACAGGGUUUUGCGUUUUGAUAGAUCGUGUGUCCUUUUUUGUCCACCUCCCUCAAUCAAAAAGUACUUUAAAUCGUCCGUGUUGAUGCUUGGAAAAGUGUUGGAAACGUAGUUUUACUAAAUUGAUCACAGAUGAUAUACUUAAGGUCAGUUUAAUGUUUGCUAAGACAGUUUGGGUCUUUUUUCUACUUCAAAGAAUAGACUAUAUUGCUACCGAAGUAAGUGUUUAAAAGGUAAAUUGUUUUAAUUAUGUGGGGAAGGGUCAUUCUAUUAAACAUUUCGGAUUAAUAUCAAAGUGAGAUAUUUGUAGUUUAGCAGGAUAAAACUUUGUAGUCUGUCAGUUUCUCUUACAAAUUGAUGAUUUAGAAAAAACAUUUCUUACAAUGUUGUAUACAUGAUGUAGUGCGGUUUGGCUUGCUUUGAUAUCUUCAAGCUUAAGUCCCAACCUUCUGCCCUCCCCUGCCCUUUUUUCCUUAUCCAACCUGUUAUUUUUCUUUCUUGCUUUACCGGCCAAGGGCCCCAAAUACAAUACUGAAUUAAAGUGGAAUAGUGAGCUUUCUUAUCUCCUUCACAAUCAGGUGAAAAACUUGACUAUUUGACCAGUAUUACUUGUUAUUGCUUUACCGGAGAUUCCCUUUAUCAGAUUAAAGAAUUUUCCUUCCGUG
Molecule: messenger RNA, 2506 nt
Organism: Prionailurus viverrinus (fishing cat)
Lineage: Eukaryota; Metazoa; Chordata; Mammalia; Carnivora; Felidae
Gene: MOCS3
Product: molybdenum cofactor synthesis 3
Exons: 1
Coding region: 1-1602 (533 amino acids)
Biological process (GO): protein urmylation; tRNA wobble position uridine thiolation
Cellular component (GO): cytosol; cytoplasm
Molecular function (GO): URM1 activating enzyme activity; thiosulfate-cyanide sulfurtransferase activity; adenylyltransferase activity
Source: RefSeq, a predicted model, not a curated record